This is a messenger RNA of Xenopus tropicalis (tropical clawed frog), 3345 nucleotides long. It is a transcript of the gene stk10, whose product is annotated as serine/threonine kinase 10. Gene Ontology annotation, molecular function: protein serine kinase activity; protein serine/threonine kinase activity; protein kinase activity. Gene Ontology annotation, cellular component: plasma membrane. The record is from RefSeq and is marked provisional. Lineage: Eukaryota; Metazoa; Chordata; Amphibia; Anura; Pipidae. The transcript has 19 exons. The coding region runs from base 84 to 2939 and encodes 951 amino acids.
GGGCUGCGCAGCCUCACCUCCGCACUGUGGGGGGUAGCCCCAUUAGUUUCCUGACGCUAGGAAAGUCCACUCGGCGAAAGGCAAUGGCUUUCGCCAACUUCCGCCGUAUUUUGCGGCUUCCUAACUUUGAGAAAAAGCGGCUGAGGGAGUACGAGCACGUCCGGAGAGAUUUGGACCCCAAUCAGGUGUGGGAGAUCAUUGGGGAGUUGGGCGACGGUGCCUUCGGCAAGGUGUACAAGGCCAAGAACAAGGAAACUGGCAUUUUAGCAGCUGCCAAAGUCAUUGAGACCAAGAAUGAAGAGGAGCUGGAGGACUACAUGGUGGAAAUUGAAAUUUUGGCCACCUGCAACCACCACUUUAUAGUCAAGUUGCUUGGCUCCUACUAUUGGGAGGGGAAACUUUGGAUAAUGAUUGAGUUUUGCCCAGGAGGAGCCGUGGAUGCAAUAAUGCUUGAGCUUGAUCGUGGACUGAAAGAGCCAGAGAUCAGAACUAUCUGUAGACAGAUGCUGGAAGGCUUAACAUACCUCCACAGUAUGAAAAUGAUUCACAGAGACCUGAAAGCGGGAAAUGUGCUGCUAACACUGGAUGGCGAUAUCAAGCUCGCGGAUUUUGGAGUGUCAGCUAAAAAUGUCAAGACCCUGCAGAGAAGGGAUUCAUUUAUAGGGACACCAUACUGGAUGGCUCCAGAAGUGGUGAUGUGCGAGACCAUGAAGGAUGCUCCAUAUGACUACAAAGCAGAUAUCUGGUCUCUAGGAAUUACUCUCAUAGAAAUGGCUCAGAUUGAGCCCCCUCACCAUGAGCUCAACCCCAUGCGGGUUCUGCUAAAGAUUGCCAAAUCUGAGCCCCCUACCCUUUCUUCCCCCUCCAAGUGGUCUCCGGAGUUCCACAAUUUCCUGAAGACGGCACUAGAUAAGAAUCCUGAAACCAGGCCAAGUGCUGCGCAGCUACUGGAGCACCCCUUUGUGAAGAAAGUAUCUGGUAACAAACCUUUGCGGGACCUGGUAGCAGAAGCCAAGGCAGAAGUGCUAGAUGAAAUCGAAGAAAACGGAGAAGUGGAGGAGGAAGAAGCCUCAGACACGCCUAGUUCAAACAAGAGUGUCAGCCAAAGUGCACUUGGGGAAAAAGACAAACAUACUGGAAAGGAACACGUGGGCAAUGGGAUAAAAGCAGAGCCACAGAACACUGAUUCCCAAGCAGACAUUCAUUCACAGAAAAGAAACCAUGAAGGGAAGAAUUAUCCUGAACACAAUAGACAUGAUGCUGUGAAUGGGAAGCCAGACAUAAUAAUCUUGAACCCUGUGAGCAGCAACCAUGAACCAAAAAGAAACUCUGCAGCAGAGAGUUACAGAAAUGAGGAGCACGGUUCUGCAGUGUCAUCCAACCAGAGGCCAAAAAGCAGUCAGUCUGACCGUCAGUCUGUGGAACUUGUGCCCAAUGGAAGUUUUGAUUCCCCCACACGUUACUUCACUGGCUGGUCCAAGAGGGAUUCGGAUUCUGGCAGCAAUUCAGCUUCUGAAAGCAUGGACAUCAGUAUGAAUUUAUCUGCAGACCUGUCAAUUAACAAAGAGACUGGCUCUCUGUCACUCAGGGAAAGUCGUUUGCACAAAAAGACCUUGAAGCGAACAAGGAGGUUUGUUGUGGACGGAGUGGAAGUGAGUAUUACUACCUCAAAGAUCAUCGGUGACGAUGAGAAGAAAGAUGAGGAGAUGCGCUUCCUGAGACGCCAGGAGCUGCGUGAAUUGAGAUUACUACAGAAGGAGGAACACCGGAACCAGGCUCAGCUGACCUCUAAGCACUCAUUCCAGAUGGAACAGAUGUUGCGUCGCUUUGAGCAAGAAAUGAAUAGUAAACGGAAGUUUUAUGACUCAGAACUAGAAGCUCUUGAGCGGCAUCAGAAACAGCAGAUUGAACGGAUGGAGCAAGAACAUGCAUUGCGCAGACGAGAUGAGGCCAGGCGCAUCAGAACUGAGCAAGAACGAGACCAUGUCAAAUUCUUGGAGCAGCUAAAGCUUAGGAAAAAGGAGUUGAAAGCACAAGUGGAGAAACUCCCCCGGCAGCAGCGCAGAGAUGCAAUGAAAGUGCAAAUGGACGAUUUUGCUCAGAAGAAGCAUAUAGAGGAACAACAAUUCUUAAAUAAGCAGAAGGAGGAUUUGACCCUGGCCCUGAGAGUGAUUGUUCUGGAGAACAGGAAGGAGAUCUAUAACAAGGAGCGGGAAUUUCUAAACAAAAAGCAGCAACUUCUUAGAGACAGAGAAGCGGUCAUCUGGGAUCUGGAGGAGAGACACUUGCAGGAGAGACACCAGCUAGUGAAGCAGCAGCUGAAGGACCAGUAUUUCCUACAGCGUCAUGAGCUGCUGAGGAAACAUGAAAAGGAGCAAGAACAGAUGCAGAGAUACAACCAGCGAAUGAUGGAGCAGCUUAAGUUGCGCCAGCAGCAAGAGAGGGCCCGUCUGCCAAAAAACCAAAAAGCAGAGGCAAAAACCCGUAUGACUAUGUUCAAGAAGAGCCUCCAUAUCAGCCCAAGCGGCAGUGCUGCAGAGCAGCGGGAGAAGAUAAAGCAGUUUUCUUUGCAAGAGGAAAAAAGACAGAAAGCAGAAAGGCUGCAACAGCAGCAGAAGCACGAGCACCAGUUGCUGGAAAUGCAAGCGGAGUGUGACUGCAACGUCCGAGAUCUUCUGCAAAUGCAGAAUGAAAAGUGCCACCUGCUGGUAGAACACGAGACGCAGAAGCUGAAAACCUUGGAUGAGCAUCACAUUCAGAUGAUUAGAGAAUGGAGAGAAAAUCUUAGACCACGAAAAAAGGCUCUUGAGGAUGAAUUAGAACAUAAGAAGGAAGAGCAAGAAAUGUUCUUUCGGAUGAAUGAAGAAGUUGCAGGACAUCCAUUCCCAUCCAACAAGCCAGCCAAGUUCUAUUCUUUCAGCUCUCCUGAGGCCUCCUAAUUUCUGCAGCUAUAAGACAACUGUACAAACUAAAGGCCAAAAGCCACUUGGCACAGAAAACUUUUCCUCACGUCUUUCCUCGUUGGUGCUUAGUGCGAUUUCGAAGUGAUGAAGGGUGGACAAUACUAAGGAAGAGAGUCACUUUGAUCUGAAGGCGGGGCUAUGAAGGUGGAGCUCUAUGCACAGAAAAAAGAAUCCUGCUGUUGGAAUAUGCCUUUAUUUGUUGUCUGCCUAGAGAACAAACCUCUGUACUUUAUUUAAUGACUUCAGUGCUUACAGGCCAGCUACCAAUCAUUUCUAUAGUGAAAUUUAUUAUUUUGGUCAUGCAGACAAGCAGUUCAGCAUCAGAUAUUCUGUGCUCAGGCUAUGCUAGUAUACAAAUUAAAGGAAUGCAUUUCUUCCUAAA